Messenger RNA from Microplitis mediator, 867 nucleotides. RefSeq names its product GATA zinc finger domain-containing protein 8-like. The record is from RefSeq and is a predicted model, not a curated record. The coding region runs from base 1 to 867 and encodes 288 amino acids. The transcript has a single exon. NCBI's taxonomy places the organism in Eukaryota, Metazoa, Arthropoda, Insecta, Hymenoptera, Braconidae.
AUGAAUAAUAAAUUACAGGAUUUUACGGCAUGGGCUACAACAUCAUCAAGUGUUGAUUCAGUUUCCAAUUCUGAAGUAAACACUGAUCAACUCAGGGAUAAUAAAAAUAAUAAAACUACAUCCCAUCCUGUUGUAUAUGAUGAUAAAAACUCUAUUAUGGACACUCUCAUCAUUAAUCAAAGUAUUCACGAGACUAUUUCCUUUGCAAAUGAUUUAGUAACAACAACUCAUUUGGUUUCAAAAAGUAAUAAUAGAACCCGACGAUUGAUUAAUCCAAAAAAGAUUGAGAAUAGUAAUCCAUCUGAAUUAUUUACGAAAAAUCUUACUAAUUUUCGCCGUAAAUUUUCGAAAAAUACCAACGGUACAUCUACGAAUAGGAGACGCCUACUUCUAAAAAAAAAUACUUCAUCUAACGAUGAUGGAACAGUUAAUAAUAACACGACACCUGAUAGUUUGAUUACCCAAGAAUUGAAGAGAAUUACUUCUUUUACUAGGAAUGUUAAGCCAAAAAACAAUUUCAUUAAUUUAAACCGUACUCAUAACGCUGGAAAAAAUAAUAAAUUUGAUCUCCUUUCGAGAACAAUGGACCCUAAUAAUAAAAAUAAAAACGAUAACACUGAUGGUAAAAAUCGUAGACUACAUUUGAGACCUUUUUCCAGGAUAAGUACUACUGGUAAUUAUAGUUCUCUCAAUACUACUACAAGUACUAUCAAUACUGGUAAUAAUGUAAGCAACGUCAGUACUCAAGCUCCUAGUAUCCCUAAUAACCAAAAUCGUCCCAAGUCUUUUCUUCAAAAAGAGUACGAAAAAGCUAUGAGGCGGGCGUUCCUUGAAUCGCUUGACAACAGAAGGAAGUCUCAUUUCUAA